This is a messenger RNA of Anastrepha ludens (Mexican fruit fly), 1464 nucleotides long. RefSeq names its product carboxypeptidase B. Gene Ontology annotation, biological process: proteolysis. The coding region runs from base 115 to 1374 and encodes 419 amino acids. The transcript has 3 exons. Lineage: Eukaryota; Metazoa; Arthropoda; Insecta; Diptera; Tephritidae. Gene Ontology annotation, molecular function: zinc ion binding; metallocarboxypeptidase activity. The record is from RefSeq and is a predicted model, not a curated record.
UGUUUUUGAGUAGACGUGUAUUUUCGCACUAGAAUGCCUCAACUCACUAUAAAAGCUAACUGUAGCAGUUGGCAGUUUUCAAUAGGUAGUUAGAUUUCGUAAACGAGUGUUAAAAUGUUAUUUAAACUGUUUGUGACAGUAGCUUUGUGCUGCACCGCUGUGCUCGGCGAGCUCACCAGCUACGAAGGCUAUAAGAUCUACGAAAUUACUGCGCAAAAUGCUGCUCAACAGGAACUUCUACAGCAAUUAGCCGAGAAUGAGGCCUACGAUUUCUUCACCCUACCACGCAUGUUGGGACUUUCUGCACGUGUGAUGAUUUCACCGGAAGAUCAGUUAGCGUUUGAGCGAACUCUGCAGUCAUCUGAAGUGAAAUAUGAAGUCAUUAAUGAAAACUUCGGUGAAACCGUUGCCACAGAACGCAUGCAAAACAACUUUUUCCGCAAUCUACGCAGUUCCUCAUCGCGCAGCGUUUCGUUCACUGCCUACCAGCGUUACGCUAGCAUCGAAGCUUAUCUCGAUCAAUUAGCCGAAGACUACCCAAGCAGAGUUUCACUUAAGACCAUUGGUAAGUCGUAUGAAGGACGUAACUUGCGCACCAUAACAAUCACCAAUGGCGAUGGGAUUGUCAACAAGAAAGUAAUUCUGCUCGACGCUGGUAUUCAUGCACGUGAAUGGAUCGCUCCUGCUGGAGCUUUGUAUGUUAUCCAACAGCUGGUGGAGAACUUUGCUGAAAAUUCGCACUUAUUACAAGACUACGAUUGGGUUAUUCUACCUGUUGUCAACCCCGAUGGUUAUGAAUAUACACACACCAAUACACGCAUGUGGCGUAAAACACGUCAGCCAAUAACUUUAUUAUGUACGGGUACCGAUGGCAAUCGUAACUUUGACUACCAUUGGGGUGAAGUGGGCGCUUCCAGUUUGUCGUGUGCCGAUACCUAUAAGGGCAAGACCGCCUUUUCCGAGCCCGAGACUAAAGCUCUGCGCGAUCUUAUGCUCACAUUGACCGGACGCGCAAAAUUCUACCUCACUCUACACUCGUACGGCAACUAUUUGAUCUACCCAUGGGGCUGGACAUCUGACCUUCCCGACACCUGGGCUGACAUUGAUGCCAUUGCUCAAGUCGGUGCAGAUGCUAUAAAGGCAGCUACUGGAACCGAUUACACAGUGGGCAGCUCCACGAAUGUCCUGUAUGCUGCUGCUGGUGGUAGUGAUGAUUAUGCCUUUGCCGUGGCUAAAAUUCCAAUUUCAAUAACCAUGGAAUUGCCUUCUGCUGGUAAUGGUUUCGAUCCAGCACCAGCGAAGAUCCUCGAAUUGGUUUCCGAAACCUGGGUCGGUAUUAAGGCUAUGGCGGAAAAAUUGGUGGAAACCUAUUAAAAUGUUGAAUUAUACAUAUUUGUUCAACUGAAUGGGAUGGAAAAAUGAUGCAGAGUAAUUUGCUUGUAAAUAAAUAAUUUUAUUCAUUUA